Messenger RNA from Lachancea meyersii CBS 8951, 1308 nucleotides. NCBI's taxonomy places the organism in Eukaryota, Fungi, Ascomycota, Saccharomycetes, Saccharomycetales, Saccharomycetaceae. The record is from the annotation of a GenBank genome assembly.
AUGUCCAUGGUACAAUCUCCAAACCCCGCAAUGGGCCCCGAAAGUGGUUCGAAAGAAUCUGGAGCUGCACUUGUCGCUAGCUCUACAAAAAUAUCAGGAUCAUCCAAUAAUAAUGCCGGUGCAGCUACCACCAAUACUAAUAACAAUGGCCAAACAGUGCGUUUGAAUGUGGAGUCCAUGGUAGAGGCUUUUACCAACGUUUUGGGAAAGGAAAAUUGGAACAAAUACGCACAGAUUAUUAGUUUGUUUGUUCUCGGCAAACUCUCCAGAAAAGAGCUGGUCAACGAAAUUGACCUGAUAUUCAGUUUCCCGCAAGAGCUUCCGGGUCGCUCGAAAUCGACACAGUCUGCACUGAGUCAUGGAAAUCUGAUAAGAAUGCACAAUCAGCUUUUGCUGGCAAUUUUAGCCAACUCUUUGAGGGGAAUGCCGCUGGGAGAGUCCAGCGAAGGCACAUGGGGCUUCAACAAUGGCCCCUCUGGCGCCAACAAAAAGAGAUCAAACAAACAUAGCUCACAAAUUGAUACCUACAAGAAGAUAGUUAUGUCACUGCCUACUGAAGACCGGAGUAGACUAAAAGCCAUCACCAAGGAAGCGGGCAAACGCGGGUUCGUCUUGUGCUCGGUGCUUCAAGCACGUCUAAGCGCCAUUCCUAAGAUACCGAUUGUUACAAACCCCGAAACUUUGAAAAGAGUUAAAGCCAGUAAUUUAAAGACACCUCUAGAGUGGUCACAAGAAAUAGUCAAUGGGUUUUCAGCACCGCUGGCUACAGAGAGCUAUGCUUUACCCGAUAAUGACUCUUUGUAUCUCCGGAUGAUCAGUCUAGCCCGUGAGCAUGGGCUGGUGGGCGCCGUUGACGGCCGCUGUGUAGAGAUCAUGACUCUAGCGCUUGAGAACUACCUCAAAAAUAUAGUGGAAUCAGCAAUCGACACUGUUAGAUACAGGCGAAAAUACCAUUCUGAUUACUACGAUCUGAAUGACGAGGGAUUUUACCAAGGCGUAACAGGAAAUGAUGAGCAUGGUGUAUUGGAAGAUGGCGAACCUGUGCAUGAUUUAAGAUCAAUAUCCAAUGUGGAAUUGUCAGAAACUCUUACGAUAUACCCGAAUUUGGUAGCUCCAACCGGUGCUCAGUUAGAUUUGAACAUGUGCGGUCUGAUCAAUGAUGACGAACUUGUUGAGAUGAAAAGUAGUAUCGAUGAUCUGCCGGAGUUCCUAGAGGAAAAGCCGAACUUCACGCCUGUGGACGAUAAAAAUGUAGGCAGUGGAGAAGAACUAAAGUGGUUGAUAAAACAGAUUCUUACGAAAGGUUAA